GACCGCUUGAAAGACCUGAAUGGCCAAGCCGACAGUCUGAUGACCAGCAGUGCUUUUGACACCUCCCAAGUAAAGGACAAGCGCGACACCAUCAAUGGGCGUUUCCAGAGGAUCAAAAGCAUGGCAGCCGCCCGCCGUGCCAAGCUGAACGAGUCCCAUCGCUUGCAUCAGUUCUUCCGGGACAUGGAUGAUGAAGAGUCCUGGAUCAAGGAGAAGAAGCUGCUAGUUAGCUCCGAGGAUUACGGCAGAGACCUAACUGGAGUGCAGAACCUGAGGAAGAAGCACAAGCGGCUGGAGGCAGAACUGGCAGCCCAUGAACCUGCCAUCCAG
Gekko japonicus is the source of this 330-nucleotide messenger RNA. Its product is annotated as spectrin alpha chain, non-erythrocytic 1-like. Gene Ontology annotation, biological process: actin cytoskeleton organization. NCBI's taxonomy places the organism in Eukaryota, Metazoa, Chordata, Lepidosauria, Squamata, Gekkonidae. Gene Ontology annotation, molecular function: actin filament binding. The annotation marks the transcript as partial. The transcript is spliced from 2 exons. The record is from RefSeq and is a predicted model, not a curated record. Gene Ontology annotation, cellular component: plasma membrane; cortical actin cytoskeleton; cell projection.